AUGCCCAGUAACGUGGAUAGCCGAUCGGAAUGCCAAUAUAUUAAACAGGGCAUCCGACUCGUUGAAUCUGAGUACCUCAGAGUUACUAACUCGUUUCUCCCGCCGCCGGAGUCGGCCGAAUCGUGCUGGGACUCGUAUGAAUCGCUGGUUAACGAGUAUGAACCCAACUUCAACAUACGCCGUCGGUGUGGCUUCGAGACGACAUGGAUUGCCCAUGGCUGUAUGAACAUCACCACACGAUCCGAAUUCGAAUCCGUUAUCCCGCGAAAGGAUCUCGACGACAUCGUUUCAGCAUGUAACCAGUCCCUCCUCAACAACUCCCCUUGCGCCACGUGUACCACUGCAAUUUCCAGGCUUCAAGCCUCGUACCUUACUGGCCCGUCAAUCGGGAACGUCUCAGAUUGUACGGCCUACCCUUUUAUUUACGUCGCGGCUUUUGCAAAUCUCCAAGGGCCCACCAAUGAAGGUACAGCAAAGUGCUUGUUUAAUCUCGAUUUUACAUCAUCCAGUUCGAGUGGUAAGAAGAAAAAGGUUGUAAUUCCUGUAAGUGUGUCGAUUACUGUGGUGGUUUUGAUAGUGGGGUUUUUAGUGUUUUGGUUUUUCCGACGGAGAGGGAAGAAAUUUUUAAAGCCAAAGCCAACAAAUGUGACGAAUGAGGUUAACGCAAGUUCUGGGUUGGAUUCGAUUAGAGGGAGUACUACGUUAAUUAGGUUCAAAUUUGAUGAAAUUAAGGCCGCAACGAAGAAUUUUUCUAGGGAUAAUAUAAUUGGGAGAGGAGGGUAUGGGAAUGUGUACAAGGGAGUGUUACCAGAUGGCUCUGAAGUGGCAUUGAAGAGGUUCAAGAAUUGUUCUGCUUCUGGUGAUGCGAGUUUCACACACGAAGUGGAAGUUAUUGCCAGCAUUCGACAUGUGAAUUUGGUGGCUUUGAGAGGGUAUUGUACAGCGACAACCCCUUAUGAGGGUCACCAAAGGAUAAUUGUGUGUGAUUUGUUGAAGAAUGGGAGUGUUCAUGAUCAUCUAUUUGGGUUGGUCGAGAAGAAGUUGAGUUGGCCUAUACGUCAGAAGAUAGCGCUUGGGACAGCAAAAGUUAAUGAUGGUCAGCCUACACUCAUCACUGAUUGGGCUUGGUCUCUGGUUAGGAAUGGUAGAGCAUUGGAUGUCGUUGAAGAUAUGCCAGACUUGGGUCCUCCGGUUGUUGUAGAGAAGUACGUGUUAGUGGCUGUUCUUUGUUCACAUCCGCAAUUAUAUGCUAGGCCGACAAUGGACCAGGUUGUUAAAUUGUUGGACACUAAUGUACCAGUUCCUUCGAUACCGGAAAGACCAAUAUCUCUCAUUGCAAAUAUUGAUGAUAUCGAGAGGUUAGCAAGCAGCAGCGGUUCUGGUAAAUUGUCGACGCCUGCUGGCUAUCAGCCUUAUACUUUUGAUGAAGACUGUCCUCAGACACCCAAGGAAGAUAAUGAGAAUUCUAGUGGUAGGUAA
Fraxinus pennsylvanica is the source of this 1479-nucleotide messenger RNA. NCBI's taxonomy places the organism in Eukaryota, Viridiplantae, Streptophyta, Magnoliopsida, Lamiales, Oleaceae. The record is from the annotation of a GenBank genome assembly.